This is a messenger RNA of Acanthopagrus latus (yellowfin seabream), 1696 nucleotides long. It is a transcript of the gene lmx1a, whose product is annotated as LIM homeobox transcription factor 1, alpha. The record is from RefSeq and is a predicted model, not a curated record. NCBI's taxonomy places the organism in Eukaryota, Metazoa, Chordata, Actinopteri, Spariformes, Sparidae. Gene Ontology annotation, biological process: regulation of transcription by RNA polymerase II; neuron differentiation. Gene Ontology annotation, cellular component: nucleus. Gene Ontology annotation, molecular function: DNA-binding transcription factor activity, RNA polymerase II-specific; RNA polymerase II transcription regulatory region sequence-specific DNA binding. Bases 170 to 1276 code for a protein of 368 amino acids. The transcript has 9 exons.
UGAGAGAGGUCGUCUGGAGCUCCGAGGAGGAAACUUUCCGCUCCGAGCAGCAAGUUGCAGCAGGACUCAUCUCCGGAGAUGCUCUGAGAGCGACCGAGGAGGAAAAACCUGAGGAGCAGAACAACUUUUCUACCGCCCGGAAAGUCGCUUCUUCUAUAAAAGGAGCGCAAUGGUUGAUCGACCGGCUUUAUGCUCCAAUAUGGAUCAGAGGGCAGUGUGCGCCGGAUGCCACCGGCUGAUCAGAGACAGAUUCCUGCUCAGAGUCACAGACGGCCUCUGGCAUGAGGAGUGCGUGCGGUGCGCGGCGUGCGGGGACGCGCUCCAGAGCUCCUGCUUUCUGCGGAACCGCAAACUUUACUGCAAGCGGGACUACGCCGAUCUGUUUGCGGUGCGUUGUGGGGGCUGUGCGGAGGCCAUCUCUCCUGCAGAGCUGGUGAUGCGUGCGGGGGCCGCUGUGUUCCACCUGCGCUGCUUCACCUGCAGCGUUUGUUCCUGCCGCCUGCAGACCGGAGACCGCUGCGUCCUCAGGGAGGGACAGCUACUGUGUGCCAGAGAGGACUACCACCAGUGUCUGGCCAGCCCGACCUCCUCCGACACAGGUAAAAGCGAUGAUGAGGAAGAAGAGGAGGAGGAGGAAGAGGAACCUGGGAGGGUUUCGGGCAGGCGAGUCAGAUCGGAGGACCCUGAGAGCAAGCGGCCCAAAAGGCCGCGCACGAUUCUGACCACUCAACAAAGACGCACCUUUAAAGCCUCUUUUGAGGUGUCGUCAAAGCCUUGCCGCAAGGUAAGGGAGACCUUGGCAGCAGAGACCGGUCUGAGCGUGCGGGUUGUGCAGGUCUGGUUCCAGAACCAAAGAGCCAAAAUGAAAAAACUGGCCCGGAGGCAGCAGCAGCAGCAGGAGCAGCAGCAGCAGCAGACUCAGGAGCAGUGUGAUCACCCGUCAAAUCACACAGUGCCCCCACGUGGUGGUUUAACCUCUGAGAUGGAGCACCUGGCGUCCUCCUACACCCACAUUCAGCAGCAGCAGCAGCAGAUGGGACUCACCACUCUGGAGCAGCAGGACUACGACAUGGACCCCUUCAGACAGGGCCUGACCCCACCUCAGAUGCCAGGGGAUCACAUGCACCCCUAUGGUUUCAAAGGUGUGUUCGUUGAGAUGGACAGAGACCCUCUGUGUCACGUGGCUGACGCCGACUGCCUGUCCCUGGGCGACUCCUCUCUGCUCACCCCCAUCGACCGCCUCUACUCCAUGCAGGACUCUUACUUCACCUCCUGAGGGUGGGGGUCAUUCUCAGCGAGGAGAAGCGGUGCGCCUCCCUCACUCCGCAUCGCUCUCUGGCCUCACCGUGCAUCUGUCUGUAGCAUGCACGAGUUGGUUGAGGAAGUGGUUGCAGAAAAUCACUGCCGAGGUACUCGGUGAUGCCACGCAAUACUCCAUGUGCACCUGCACAUAAACAUUACACUACUGCCUCUUAUGCUUUACAAUCCCACUGUACAACACAGGCUCCUGUGUAUGCACGAUACUGUCGGACCUCUCUCACUAUGUUUGAAUGUUAGAUUAUGAAAUUAUAUCUGCAUCGACUAAUGUAAAUAGCUGUUUGGACGUGUAUUUGUAUUUAUUCUCACAAUGUGUGUAUGCUGUUCCUCUUGAAUGAAUCAAUGAUGGUCAAUAAAACAAUGGUUAUGAUACAGUGAA